UCUCUCUCUCUCUCUCUCUCUAUAACACAGACGCAUAGCAAAGCCAAACAAUCCACAGCCGCAACACAGAGAGGAGAAUGGCCGCAGCAGCUAUGGAAUUAGCUCUUCUAAAUUCGUGGACUUUAUUCCAUCCCAAGUCUCCAAACCCAUCAAAGCUCAGAGCUUUCACCAUCCGAUGCUCCUCCGCCACCUCAACCACCGUCCCAGAUUUGGCAGAAAGACCUUGGAAGACCUCAGAUGCUAGGCUCGUGCUUGAAGAUGGUUCAAUCUGGAGAGCGAAGUCGUUUGGCGCUUCAGGGACCCAAGUUGGUGAAGUUGUAUUCAAUACAUCCUUGACUGGGUACCAAGAAAUUAUUACAGAUCCUAGUUAUGCUGGUCAAUUUGUCCUGAUGACAAACCCACAUAUUGGAAAUACUGGUGUAAAUUUUGAUGAUGAAGAAUCAAGGAAAUGCUUCCUUGCCGGUUUGGUGAUCAGAAGUUUAAGCAUCAGUACUUCAAAUUGGAGAUGUGCAGAAACAAUUGGUGAUUAUUUAGCAGAAAGGAACAUCAUGGGAAUUUAUGAUGUUGACACACGUGCUAUCACCCGAAGAUUAAGGCAAGAUGGAAGCCUUAUUGGUGUUUUAAGCACAGAAAAGACAAAAUCAGAUGAAGAACUAUUGGAAAUGUCUCGUUCGUGGGAAAUUGUUGGGGUCGAUCUAAUAAGUGGUGUGUCAUGUAAGGCCCCUCAUGAUUGGGUUGAUAAAACAGAUUCAGAGUGGGCAUUUAACUCCAGUAAAAGAGAUGGAGAUGCAUUUCAUGUGGUUGCAUAUGAUUUUGGAAUCAAGCAUAAUAUACUCAGGCGCUUGGCUUCGUAUGGUUGUAAAAUUACUGUUGUGCCUUCAACAUGGCCAGCAUCAGAGACUCUUAAAUUGAAACCAGAUGGGGUCCUUUUCAGCAAUGGCCCCGGAGACCCAUCUGCUGUUCCUUAUGCUGUUGAAACAGUCAAGGAGAUUCUUGGGAAGGUUCCAGUUUUUGGAAUUUGCAUGGGCCAUCAGUUGCUUGGCCUGGCAUUAGGCGGUAAAACUUUCAAAAUGAAGUUUGGCCACCAUGGAGGAAAUCAUCCAGUUCGUAAUCUUCGUACUGGACAUGUUGAGAUAAGUGCUCAGAACCACAACUUUGCAGUUGAGGCUGGAUCACUUCCAGAGGGUGUAGAAGUAACUCAUGUCAAUCUCAAUGAUGGAAGUUGUGCUGGCCUUUCCUAUCCUGCACGAAACAUCAUGUCUAUUCAGUACCACCCUGAAGCAUCUCCAGGACCUCAUGAUUCGGACUACGUUUUCAGCGAAUUCAUAGAGCUGAUGAAGAAAGUAAAAGUAAAUGCAUGAAGGUAUCUGCACUGAGCUUCAGUUGAUGGACGCCGUGCCCUGAGGCGGCGAGGGUUCAAAUGGUCAUACAUAAAUCCGGCCUCUUCUCGUAUAUUUGGGAUUAGCGUUUGCAGUUGCAGAAAAAUAGUUAUGAGUUCUUCCUCUCUUUUUCUAGUCAUAACGUUGUUAGCGACCGAAGUUUUGAGACGAAUACUUGCUACCCCUGAAGUUUUGCUCUAUUUGAUUAUUUUGUCCUUGUUUUGUAUGCUGUAAUUGGUUCGGUAGGACGGUAUUUCUGCGUGCUUGCAAUACAGUUUCAGUCAUAUUUUUUGUGCUCAA
This is a messenger RNA of Pyrus x bretschneideri (Chinese white pear), 1679 nucleotides long. Its product is annotated as carbamoyl-phosphate synthase small chain, chloroplastic. Lineage: Eukaryota; Viridiplantae; Streptophyta; Magnoliopsida; Rosales; Rosaceae. Bases 78 to 1361 code for a protein of 427 amino acids. Gene Ontology annotation, biological process: L-glutamine metabolic process; L-arginine biosynthetic process; 'de novo' pyrimidine nucleobase biosynthetic process. The transcript has 10 exons. Gene Ontology annotation, cellular component: carbamoyl-phosphate synthase complex; cytoplasm. The record is from RefSeq and is a predicted model, not a curated record. Gene Ontology annotation, molecular function: carbamoyl-phosphate synthase (glutamine-hydrolyzing) activity.